AUGGGAUGCCGCAAGAGGGGGCCCAAGCCCAAGCCGCUGGUUGUGCAGCUCCCCUCCUUCGCCCGGCGCUCCAACAUCCUCUCGGGGCUGCAGGACCCUGCCGCGGACAACCGGCCCAAGCUGGACCUGAGCGCCUCCGGCAAGGGCCAGCAGCACCAGUACGAGCUCAACAGCAAGAAGCACCACCAGUACCAGCCCAACGGCAAGGAGAGCAGUGUGAAGCACCAGUCCCACAGCAAGGGGAAGUAUUACUACCAGCUGAACAGCAAGAAGCACCACCACUACCAGCCCGACCCCAAGAUGUACGAGCCCCACUUCCAGCCCGGCAGCAAGGAGCCGCCGAGCCAGGGCUGCUUGGACCACAGCAAAAGCCCCUUGGUUGCUCACCCGGAUAAAUGGGGCCACAGCCCCGCCAAGAGCCUGCUGAGCCCGGUCAAGAGCCUGUCCGCGGAGGGCAAGAACGGGGCCGAGAAGAACCUGUCCAGCGGCACCGGGCCGCCUCCCCGGGACAGGGUGGCCAGCAACGGCAUCGGGGGCAAGAUGAAGAUCGUCAAGAACAAGAACAAGAACGGGCGCAUCGUCAUCGUCAUGAGCAAGUACAUGGAGAACGGCAUGCAGGCGGUCAAGAUCAAGUCCGGGGAGCCACCCAGGAAGCGGGCCUCGGAGGAGAGGACUUCCAAGAAGGGCGGGGAGGAGAAGCAGGAGGCCUGGAGGAAGCCCGGGGAGGAGCGGGUGGCAGGCGCGGACCCCCCCAGCAGGGCCGAGGGCGAGUGGGGCCCGCCGCCCGCGCAGCACGAGGAGACCCCCCUCGCCAAGGAGCCCCCGCCCUGCGAGCAGCCCCUGCAGCUCACCACCAAGCCCGACCUCGUGCCCUGGUCCCUGGAUCCCAGCCGGGAGCACAGCCCUUCCACCAUGGGACUGAACCUCUCCGGCUCGGGCUCCAGGAAGCGCUGCCUCUCCGAGCCCCACGGGGACAGGGAGCCGGGCAAGAAGCGCCUCACCUCCCGGAGCAUCAGUGCCCCCACCUGCCUGAGCCCCCCGGCUCCCGAGCGGCCCGAGCCCCCUCCCUCGGCCACCGCCCAGCCCGAGGUCAUCCUGCUGGAUUCGGACCUAGACGAGCCCAUAGACUUGCGCUGCGUCAAGCCGCGGGGCGAGGGCGAGCUGGCCGUGGCGCAGGUGAAGCCGGAGGAGCCUCCGGUGUUGGAGGAGAAGCCGGGCGCCGAGGCCCCGCCGCAGCAGCGGGAAGAGGAGGAGGCCGAGCCCCUGCAGGAGUUCAAGCCCUUCUUUGGGAAUAUAAUUAUCACGGACGUGACCGCAAACUGCCUGACCGUGACCUUCAAGGAGUAUGUGACGGUGUGAGGGGGGCCGGCCGCUCCCCGCAGGGAGGUACGCUGACGUUCCCGGGGCCGCCCGCUCCGCCAUCCCCCUCCACGGUAUUGCCACUGGCCUGGAGCCCACCGCCCUGCCCUCCCCGCGCGGCGACCGCGGCGCUCCCGCCGGGCCCUCCCUGCCCGGGCGGAGGGGAGGGCAGGGCACAGUGACUGCCCCUGCUAUGCUGGGGGCAUCCUCUCCUGCUGCUCCGGCCCGGCGGUCCCGCGGCCGCGCGUGGAUGAGGCCCGCCAGUUACUCAGAGUUGCAUAGUAUUAUAUUUUAACAGUGCUAACUUGUUGAGUGGUUCUUGCUCCCGUUUGUACGUGGUGUUCUUGAAAUGUAUUGUUCGAGCUGAAAGCUGGUCGCCCGGCCAUGCUAAUAUAUUUAUUUGUAGGUAUUUAUAUAAUGAAAUAUAAAGCCUAGAUUUAUGGAGUCUCUAGAUCACCUUAUAAACUAUAUCAAACAAAUAUUUUCUGUUCUCCUUUUUAACCAGUCAGCAUUUUAGUCUCAUUCCUUUCCGCCCCCUUCAUGAACUGCAGGACCAUUCCCUGGUAUAUAUUUUUUGAUACUGUACACACGUGUUGUUUCUAUGUGCAAAGUUCGUUAUCUAAAGCUAAACAAGCUAUUAUAGAAACUGCUGCUACUAGAAAUGUCUAAACCUAUAAGCUUCCAAUUAUUAAUUGCUUGAAUGUAAAUAUUAAAUGGAGAUGUUGAAAGUGCAUUUGAUGUUCUGCAGCUAGCUUAGAGUGGAUUGCAAAGACCAGCUGUUAGAAAGAAGGUGGAGCCUGAGCUGCCAGUCGCACUUCCUGCUCUAAGGGCUGUAUCAUGGAGGACGAAAAUGUAUCAUGCAAUCAUUGCAAAGGACUAUAAACCUUUACAAAAAUGA
Molecule: messenger RNA, 2257 nt
Organism: Gavialis gangeticus (Gharial)
Lineage: Eukaryota; Metazoa; Chordata; Crocodylia; Gavialidae
Gene: CBX4
Product: chromobox 4
Exons: 2
Coding region: 1-1359 (452 amino acids)
Biological process (GO): negative regulation of DNA-templated transcription
Source: RefSeq, a predicted model, not a curated record